UUCUUUUUCAGAAUCACUGUUGUUCCAAGAUCGCAUGCUGAUUCACAAUUCCCUAGUCGGCGAUGAAAAUUGACUUGGAAGCAGCAAUAUCUGGAUUAUUUAAUCACCCGCUAUAUGAGAAGAACUUGAGCUUCAAGGAGAUAGUGGAUGAUUGCAAAGAUUUUUUUGAAGAAUCGGGCUUCUCACAUGUGCAGAAUAAAUCUUCUGCAGCUAAGGAGCGCGAAAAUCAUGACAGAAGUUUUUAUGAAACCAUGUUGCCCCUGCUACUGCAAAUAACACGGUUGCGGGACCAGUCUGAACGCAAUGUGAGCAGUCACGUUCGCAUGUUGCACAAGUGGUGGAAUGAAAACAAGACGAUACUGCAUCGAAACCUUAGCCAGCUGGAGGCACUGGUGAGUCAUAGAGACAUGACACUUAGGGUGUCCAAAGAAGUGCUGCAGAGGUCGCAUGACAUGGACGAGGGGCUUCUACUAGGGUCCAUACAGCCUCUGUCGCCUGAAGGCGACUCCGAUUCUAAGAAAGACGAAAAUGCAGGUGUGAGCAGAGAGUCAGACCAGAUCAAGGACUCAUCCAGUCUUCUAGAGUUACCCCCCGACAUAGGGGACGAUGAGGGGGAGAUUCAACUGUCUCCGGGUAGUCCGGCAGACAGUGCCGAGUUGUCCCACUCGUACAGAGACGACAGGGAAAUCAUAAUUCCAGGCGCUUCGAAACCUUUCUUGCUCACUAUGCCAUCAGCAACGCCUCUUGAGCAAUCUCCACUCAAAAACCUGAAAAAUGCUGAUUCUUCUCAAAGUAAUUUAGACGUCAACAGGAACCAUGUGAACAAAAAGAGCCGCAAGACGACUCAUAUUCAAAUGAAUCCCGCCGAAAUCUGGGAGGAGUUUCUCAGGCGCCAGAAAACGGAAGAGGACUUCGCGACUCUAUCUGAAUUCUAUGGGAGACAUGGUACUGCAUACACUAAGAGGUAUGCCUCUCACGCACGCUCCUGGGGACCCGAGGAAAGCACCCGAAUAGUGAUUGACAGCUACAGAGCCACACCUAAAGCCCAGGUGCUGCACCCAAAAAUAAAAGACAGAAUCAUUUAUCACAACUUGGAAGAUUUCCAGCAGUUUGAGAACAGUCUGGCUGAUAAUAGACGUCGAAAUGCGAAGUCAGCACUUGUGAGAGGGAGCUUAAAAUCACCUCAACAGACAAAGCUGGAGAUGAAGUCCCGUGAAGUCAGAUCGGGAAGAUUGUUCAACAAAAACUCAAAAAGCGAAGGCGACAAGAGAUCCUCUAGAACCUUUGCUUCAAGUUAUCAGCGUGAACAGGCUGCUGCUGCCAUGAAGUCAUCAGAUGCAGUUGUUGAAGAUAGUUUCAGAAUGUCAGACGUGGUGGACAGUGCUGUGAACGAAUUAGUCAUCAACAAGGAACAAGUGGGACCUGAGCCGAGCCGGGGAUUCCGACAGCCUUUUAAAGCCAUCAACCCCUUCAAAACAAUCGCCAGUCAAACCAUCACUUUCACCAAAAGCAGACCUGAGACGGAGGUUGAGUUUGAGCCGCCCAUUUUGCUGAUUCCAGGAAUUUCCAGCCAGUCAAAACGGAAGGAUGCCGAGGAGUUUAAACAGACCAAAGACCCAAUGACUCCAAGAACUAUGCCUGGUCAGAGACAAUUGUUGCAGUCGGCAGGGGGGAGUACCUCGAGAGGCAACAGACCCUUCACCUCCCGACCCACAACCAAACCCAAGGACAAGUGGAACAGCCACAAGCCCAGUGACUUGAAUGAGAGGGUGCAGGGCGCGGCCAAUCACCCCUUCUUCCAUGUGAACGAACGAGUGGUGGAGAAAAUGGUUAUGGUCACACAUCUGGGCAAGAGGAGAUCCACUCCAUGGUGGAAGGAUUUUUAUCAGAAGUCGGCCGAUGAACUCACUCAGUAUCUCAAGCCAGGACAGAUGGGACCCCCCAACACGGCAGAAGAGUUUCAUCAGCAGGGUCCAUUAUGGGACGAAAGGGCGGAUAGAGACCCCGCCCUGGAGUACAUUCCAAACAUCGCCAGAAAAAAGAACAUCUUCACCUGGAACGAAGCUAUUCUGGGUACUUCUUGAUCGAAUGAUGACUCACUUUUAAAAUCUGUACAGAUGAUGUUAGACUGAUUGCUGCUCUUACCAUAUACUGGAGUCAUAAAUUUAGUAUUUGCCAUAAUUGAUGCUCUUAUUAGAUUGACUCUAAAAUUUGGGUGCGAGUUACAGAUUUAGUUGUUGACUUUCAA
This is a messenger RNA of Symsagittifera roscoffensis, 2248 nucleotides long. RefSeq lists its product as uncharacterized. The record is from RefSeq and is a predicted model, not a curated record. Bases 63 to 2084 code for a protein of 673 amino acids. The transcript is spliced from 16 exons. Lineage: Eukaryota; Metazoa; Xenacoelomorpha; Acoela; Convolutidae.